AAGCGUCCAUUCAUCGACGAGGCUAAACGGUUGCGAGCCAUGCACAUGAAGGAGCAUCCGGAUUACAAGUACCGACCAAGACGGAAGACCAAGACAUUGCUGAAAAAGGACAAAUAUUCCCUUGCUGGUGGACUUCUUUCUGGGCCGAGCGGUGGCGGUGGAGUUGGUUUAGGGGUUGGCAUGGGUUCAUCCGGGGUCGGGCAGAGGUUGGAGAGCCCCGGAGGUCACGGAGGUUCCGCCAGCUCCGGCUACGCGCACAUGAACGGCUGGGCGAACGGUGCGUACUCGGGGCAGGUGGCUGCUGCCGCGGCGGCCGCAGCGAUGAUGCAGGAGGCUCAGCUAGCCUACAGCCAGCACCCGGGGAGCGGAGCGCACCACCACCACCACUCACACCACCAUCAUUCACACAACCCCCAGCCCAUGCACCGCUAUGACAUGACAGCCCUGCAGUACAGCCCCAUCUCGAACUCUCAGAGCUACAUGAACGCUUCCCCAUCCGGCUACGGCGGGAUCACCUACACGCAGCACCAGAGCUCCGGCGUCUCUUCCUCAGCUGCCAUGGGGACAUUAGGGUCGCUGGUGAAGUCGGAGCCGAGUAUUUCACCGUUGCUGGAAUAGCAUCUGCACUGGAACUUUUUUUUUAAGAGGUGAGAUAUUAAAAUACAUCUUCUUCAUUUAUUGUUACCCCAAAUCAUUGCUUUACUGUAACAGCUUCACAAAGUGACAAUAAUGAUGAUGAUGAUAAUAAUA
Haplochromis burtoni (Burton's mouthbrooder) is the source of this 750-nucleotide messenger RNA. Its product is annotated as transcription factor Sox-1b. Gene Ontology annotation, biological process: cell differentiation; anatomical structure morphogenesis; regulation of DNA-templated transcription. Gene Ontology annotation, molecular function: RNA polymerase II cis-regulatory region sequence-specific DNA binding; DNA-binding transcription factor activity, RNA polymerase II-specific. NCBI's taxonomy places the organism in Eukaryota, Metazoa, Chordata, Actinopteri, Cichliformes, Cichlidae. The transcript is spliced from 2 exons. Bases 40 to 618 code for a protein of 192 amino acids. The record is from RefSeq and is a predicted model, not a curated record.